Pestalotiopsis fici W106-1 is the source of this 1677-nucleotide messenger RNA. Its product is annotated as Vanillyl-alcohol oxidase. NCBI's taxonomy places the organism in Eukaryota, Fungi, Ascomycota, Sordariomycetes, Amphisphaeriales, Sporocadaceae. The transcript is spliced from 3 exons. Gene Ontology annotation, molecular function: D-lactate dehydrogenase (cytochrome) activity; D-lactate dehydrogenase (NAD+) activity; FAD binding. Gene Ontology annotation, cellular component: mitochondrion. The record is from RefSeq and is a predicted model, not a curated record. Gene Ontology annotation, biological process: lactate catabolic process. The coding region runs from base 1 to 1677 and encodes 558 amino acids.
AUGGAGGAAUUUCGCGACCCCUUCGUUCUACCUCCAUCCGUGGACCGUGAGAAAUUUCAUGAAUUCAUCAGUCGAGCUGCGCAAGUGGUCGGCAUCAUGAAUAUCAUGGUUAUUAGUGAUCCAAGCCAAUUCUCUAAGCAAGACUACAUGGACUCUUCGAAAUCCCAUGACAUGUUCCACGUCCUCGAAAAAGAAGAAUUCUUGUCUUCCGCAGUGGUCAUGCCGCGACAGGUGCCAGAUGUCCAGGACAUGAUGCGACUGGCGAACGAAUUCGAGAUACCCGUCUGGCCAUUCUCAACGGGCAGAAAUAUCGGUUAUGGCGGUGCUGCUCCACGUGUUCGAGGCAGCGUUGCCCUCGAUCUAGGUAGACACAUGAACAGGAUCCUGGAGGUAAACACCGACGCUGCAUACGCACUCGUUGAACCGGGUGUGUCGUAUUUCGACCUCCACGACUACCUGGUUAAGAACAACCUGCGAAAAGAUGUAUGGAUGGAUGUGCCAGAUCUGGGUGGUGGCUCCCUUAUAGGGAACACUUUGGAACGAGGCAUCGGAUAUACCCCCUACGGUGACCACUGGAUGAUGCACUGUGGGCUUGAAGUUGUGUUGCCGGACGGAUCCCUCAUCAGGACCGGCAUGGGGGCCUUACCGAAUCCCCAGGCCGACAAGAACAAAUCACCACACGAGCAGGAAUGGAACAAAAGCUGGCAACUAUUCAAUUACGGCUUUGGUCCCUACAAUGACGGAAUUUUCAGUCAGUCGUCACUCGGAGUAGUGGUCAAGAUGGGCGUAUCGCUCAUGAUGAACCCUGGUGGUUUCCAAUCCUACUUGAUCACCUUCCCACGAAACGAGGAUCUACACAAAAUCGUCGAAAUCAUGCGGCCUUUACGCAUAUCUCUAGUAAUCCAAAACGCGCCAAAGUUGGAAAGCAUACUUGUGGCUGCGGCACUAGCCGGUCCUCGAACUAAAUACACUAGCUCUGAGAAGCUUUUGGACGAUCAAGAAUUGGACAAUAUUGCCGAACAGCUCAAUCUUGGGCGUUGGAACUUGUAUGGUGCACUAUAUGGCCCUCAAGUCGUCCGAGACUCCCUCUGGUCCGUUAUCAAGUCUUCCUUUGGGAAUAUCCCCGGAGCCAAGUUCUUUUUCCUCGAAGACCGUCCGGACGAUCUUGCCAUGCAGACACGCAACACUACGUUCCAAGGCAUCCCAACAAUAUCGGAGCUUGAGUGGGUCAACUGGCUGCCGAACGGAAGUCACCUGUUCUUCUCACCUAUCGCGCCGGUGACUGGUGACGAGGCACAAGCACAGUAUCAACUUACGCGUCAGCUUGUGCAAGAGCAUGGGUUCGACUUUAUCGGCUCCUUUCUAGUCGGCCUUCGAGAGAUGCAUCAUAUCGUAUGCAUCGUGUUUGAUCGGAAAGACGACGAGAGCCGGCGGCGGGCAUACACGCUGAUCAAAACGCUGAUUGCGGCAGCUGCUGCUCGUGGUUGGGGAGAAUAUAGGGCACACCUUGCGCUCAUGGACGAGAUCGCAGGGACAUACAGCUUCAAUGAUAACGCACAAAUGAAGUUGAACGAGAAGUUGAAGAACGCACUAGAUCCUAAAGGGAUAUUGGCACCAGGGAAAAAUGGGGUGUGGCCGGCAAACUACAAAAAGGAAGAAUGGGUUAUGCCUCAUUGA